CUGAGAAAAAACUCCCUACUGGUUCAUUUCACCAUUAUCAGUUAUUACUACCCAGAAAUUUCUGAUUGAAUAGCAUUUUUAUUUUGUUUUUUCACUUCACUGAAAUUCUGAUUAAGUUUCACAAAAACCCAUCACCAUGGCUGCGUCCCUGAGUUGCUCAGCGGACCAACUGGCACCACUCUUCGGCCCAAACACCACCAACGCCGCCGCCGCCGCAGACUACAUCUGCCGCCAGUUCUCCGCCGUUUCCGACAAGUUCGUCGACACGGGCUACGCUAUCGACACCACUUACCUCCUUUUCUCCGCUUACCUUGUUUUCUCCAUGCAAUUGGGAUUCGCAAUGCUCUGCGCCGGUUCCGUACGCGCCAAAAACACUAUGAACAUUAUGCUGACCAAUGUCCUCGACGCCGCCGCCGGCGGCCUUUUUUAUUACAUGUUUGGCUUUGCCUUUGCCUUUGGUAGCCCUUCCAAUGGAUUCAUCGGCCGCCAUUUUUUCGGCCUUAAAGCUGUCCCUUCUUCGAGUUUUGAUUACAGUAAUUUCUUAUACCAGUGGGCUUUCGCUAUAGCCGCCGCCGGAAUCACCAGUGGGUCCAUCGCCGAACGGACCCAGUUCGUGGCCUAUUUGAUUUAUUCGUCAUUUUUGACCGGAUUUGUUUACCCGGUUGUUUCCCAUUGGUUCUGGUCCGGUGACGGGUGGGCCAGUGCUACAAACACAGACAACCUUUUAUUCGGGUCCGGAGUCAUCGAUUUCGCCGGAUCCGGCGUUGUUCAUAUGGUCGGAGGCAUAGCCGGUCUUUGGGGAGCAUUUAUAGAAGGGCCAAGAAUUGGCCGGUUUGAUCGCUCGGGGCGAUCCGUUGCUUUACGGGGCCACAGUGCUUCUUUAGUUGUUUUGGGUACGUUUUUGUUAUGGUUCGGGUGGUACGGGUUUAACCCGGGUUCGUUUAAUAAGAUCCUGGUUACUUACCCGGAUGCAAGUGGGAGCUAUUACGGUCAAUGGAGUGCCGUUGGCCGGACGGCGGUGACCACCACCCUUGCCGGCUGUACGGCGGCGUUGACCACGUUGUUUGGGAAGAGAAUUUUGUCCGGGCAUUGGAACGUGACGGAUGUCUGCAACGGGCUUCUAGGCGGGUUCGCUGCCAUCACCGCCGGGUGCUCCGUCGUGGAGCCGUGGGCGGCGGUGAUAUGCGGGUUUGUGGCGGCGUUGGUGUUGAUCGGGUGCAAUUAUUUGGCCGAGAAGGUAAAGUACGACGACCCGUUGGAGGCGGCGCAGCUGCAUGGCGGCUGUGGGGCCUGGGGAGUGAUCUUCACCGCGUUGUUUGCUACGGAGAAGUACGUCAGUGAAGUUUACCCGGAUAAACCGGGUCGUCCGUACGGGCUGUUCAUGGGUGGUGGUGGAAGGCUUUUGGGUGCUCAUGUGAUCCAGAUUCUAGUGAUAAUCGGGUGGGUAAGUGCUACCAUGGGUCCAUUAUUCUAUGGCCUUCAUAAGCUGAAUCUUCUUAGAAUCUCAGCGGAGGAUGAAAUGGCGGGUAUGGAUCUGACCCGGCAUGGUGGAUUUGCAUAUGUAUACCAUGAUGAAGAAGAUUCACAUAAGAAUGGGAUUCCAAUGGGGAAAAUUGGACCAGUUGGGUCAAGCUAAAAAAAGUUGGAAUUAUAAUUAUUUUUAAUUUUCCCAUUCCUAUGUGUUUGGGUAAUUUAAUUUUAUUUUUAGUUCCAAAGUUAGGGGGUUUUAUUAUAGUGUGAAUAAUUUUUUUUAAGGUAGAGGUUUUGGAUUAAUAAUGUGUGGAUGUGAUCAUGGGCAUGAAGAUAAAGUAAGCAUGAUGUUGUACUAUAUUGUUUUUGUGCUUCGUUCUUUUGACUAUGAACACUAUCAAAUCAUAACAAUAUCAUCUCAAUUAUUCAUUCGGAGACAAGUCUACAAGUUGGGAGAAAUUUUUUGUUUCUAUUUUCCUACAAGUUGUUCAAGACUUAUGUUUGGUUCGUUUUUUAUAUGUGUUUUUAGGUGUUUUUUUAUUGUAAAUGUAAAAAAGGUGUACUGAAAAAAUAAAAAAAUAAUAUGCUGAAAUGAGACAAUUAUUAUUAU
Oldenlandia corymbosa var. corymbosa is the source of this 2080-nucleotide messenger RNA. NCBI's taxonomy places the organism in Eukaryota, Viridiplantae, Streptophyta, Magnoliopsida, Gentianales, Rubiaceae. The record is from the annotation of a GenBank genome assembly.